Molecule: messenger RNA, 5664 nt
Organism: Calliphora vicina (urban bluebottle blowfly)
Lineage: Eukaryota; Metazoa; Arthropoda; Insecta; Diptera; Calliphoridae
Gene: Neto
Product: Neuropilin and tolloid-like
Exons: 14
Coding region: 1759-5343 (1194 amino acids)
Molecular function (GO): protein binding
Source: RefSeq, a predicted model, not a curated record
GAAUUUAGUUCAAGUGCCAAACAAAUAAUAAAAAAAAGUGAAAGAAAAUCAUUCAUACACUCUAGUAAAAAAUUACGAAAAAUAAAAUAAAUGUCUUGCUCUCCAAUAAAAAUGAAAUAAAAAAUAGUGUGAAUAGAAAAAAAAUAGAAAAUAGAGAAAUUUUUUUAAAACAAGCUACACUGGGAAAAAAUUAACUAUAUAUCUCAAAACUGUGAAAUUUUGCUGUUCUUUGGGUGCAACAAAAAAUAGACAAACAUCGAAGGCGGAGUAAAACUAAUAUAAAAGAAAGAGAAUUCACCCAAACCCACAGCUUAAACUAUUAAAACAGCAGGAGUAAGAGCCAGAAAUUAAUUAUCAAACAGAAAAGAUUGCUAAAGAACAUAAAAUGAGAUAACCAGCAACUAGCAACAAAAUAACUACGAAAAGAAAGUGCUUAAGAGCAAGAAAAACUAAUAGAAAUAUAGCAACUUCACACAAACAUAAACACCAAAUUGAUAAUUUCAUGCAACCAAUUGUAACAAAAGUGCGAACUCAUUGUGGCAGCAUCAAUUAAGUCUUAUGUAUACAAAACGCAUCGCAAGAGAGGAGGAGGGCUUACAAAUUCCUCAAGUAUUACGUGCAAAUUUUUCUUCAUCAUCAGCGUUAGCAGCGACAACUACAACAACAGCAUUAGUUUCUGACAUUUCUAAGCCCUAGAAUAGCACUAAAAGAGAAAUAGCAUUAUUGCUGGCCCCAUGGAUGGUGGUAAAGUGUUUGUUUGUAUAUAAAUGGCCAGGACACCAGUUGCAAUUGACAGGCAGCAAUUAAGUAAAGAAAAUAAUACAAAAUAUAAAAAAAAAGUAGAGAGAGAAUUUGCUCAUCAGCCUUAAGUAACAAUCAGUAUCAGCAACUUUAACUCUAAAAAACCAGUUUUCCUUCAUCAUUAUCAUCAUCUCUGACACUGACGUCUGUUUCUAACGUACUUCAUAAAUUACACGAACAAAAAACUAACAAAGCGAAUUGUGAGGAAAAAAAUUAUCAAAUAAGAAAGAACAAAAAAAAAAACACAACUAAAACAGCCAAAGCUGCACAACCAUCAAAAAAAAAAUAUAUACGGAAAAAAGAGAAGCCGCAACGUCUGUAAAUGUGAAUGAACGCUGUAAGCCUUUUGUAAUUGCGGAAGCCUUUUGGCAUAAAUGGUCUGCUGUCGGAGAACUUAGCAACGAUUUAUUUGUGUUGCCUUUUCGGACAUAAUACAUACAGCUCUGUGUUGGUGUUGUGGUCAUUGAUUACUGGCUGCCCUUGUUGCUAUAUGGCAAAAAGGCAUAUUUUUCGAGUGUACAUAGGCUGUUUGGCUUGUUCUACUCCUCUUGACUGCUCUCCACUCAACUCCAUUCUCUAUAGUCAUCAUCAUUAUAUUACACUCAUCUCUUGAAGCACUUGUGGUGAUUACUUACAGUAACAGUUUGCUUAAACAGCCACUAAGAGAAUCGACUGGCAGACGUUUAGUCUGGCAGACUGGCUGCUGAAUUGUCUUACUUCGUGUGCAAGAAAGUUAAAGAGUGAGUGGUUGGUUGGUUGGUUGGUUGAGAAAGAGGUCCAGCCAUUGACUGACUGACUGAGUGUGCAACAAUACUGUAGUUUAUGUGUAAUUGUGUGGGUGCUCUUUACCAUCUGUGUGUGUUUUAUUUUUGACCAGCGUCGAAGUGGCGGGGAAGACAGCAGCAGCAGCAUCGCCAGCCACAGCAGCACUUAUACGCUGGAGUAGUCUCACAAAUAAUGAAGCUCAGCAGUAGCACGUUGUGUGGCUGCUGUUUUUGUUGCUACUGCCACUGUUGGUUAAUGAUGCUGUUAAUGGUCUCGAGCGUUGUUCACGUAUCACCUGAGAUGUCAACAACAACUACAACUAAAAAAUAUACAAAACUAUACAAUAACAACUACGCUUAUCAAAGUGAAAUGACUGAAUUUAUACAGUUACAUAGAAAAAUACCAAAUAGAACAAGUAGAACAGUAGCAACAACAUCAACGUUAUCAUCGUUGCAAUCGCCGUCGCCACUACCACCACAACCACUAUCAGCAACAACAACAACUGCAACAACAGAUUAUCAUUAUAAAACAACAAAAAAUAAUAAUGUGAACAGUUAUCCAACAUUUGAACAUGAAGCGAUAACCACAAUUGCCACAAUACAAACGCAAUCAACAAUAACAACCACUGUAGUUGCAACACAAUCGGCAGCACAGGCACAAGCAGCAGCAUCAUCAUCAAUGACAUCAACAACUCCUGCACCUGAACAAAUACAAAUGACUAAACAACAACAACAACAAAAUCUAUAUGAUACAAAUACAGCUACUGCAACAUCAUCAGCGACAAAAAGAAACACAAGAAGAAAAAGACAUGAAGGUGUUUUGUACACAUUUGAUAACAGCAUAGAAGAUGCAACAGAAGAGGGUGCAACAAAUUCAAGGACUUUUACGACGACAACAACUAAUUAUGUUGCUGAUAAUAGUAAUGUUUUUGUGCCAUCAACAAUGCUAAGAAUAGGACCAACAACACAACCCUUUGUUGAGCCACUAACAAUGGCAAAGACAAUACAGCAAGUCAAUGAUUAUAGCAACAACAGCAACAAGAACAAUAGAAAAAACAAUGUAAAAAACACAAAGUAUUGGAGCGCCAGUAUUGAUUUGAACUUAAAUUUAAGACAGCAGCAAUACAAUGUCAGUAGUAGUAGUAGUAGCAGUGAUAGUAGUUUAAAUAAUAGUGAAAGUAGUAAUGAUGAUUUCACAAAUACCACCAACAACAGCAGCAACAAUAGACAAAAGACAACAAAUACAUUUAGCCUUAAUCGCAACAACAGAUAUGGAACAGUAAACAACAGCGGGAGCAUAAACACAACAGCUGCAGCAACAACAAAACAACAGCAACGAAAACAUCUUAGCACAAGUGAAGUAAAUGGAACAACAUCACAACUAGCAACUGCAAUUAAUUCCUUGCCAUUAAGUGGCACAACUGACUUUAGCAAAAGUAGCACUCAUAAUUUCAAAAAUCAUAAAAGCAACUACAACUAUAACAACAACAUCAUUGGCUCAAGUACUGAUAGUGUUAGCAAUUUAAGUCCUAAGGAAAUCAAACAAUCCUCCAAUGAUUAUUAUCAUCUGCAAAUGCCAACAUUAACUUCAGGCACAACAACAACAACAGCAGCAUUAACCAGAACCCCAACAACAUAUUCACCUUUACAUGAGCUUCAUCACCGUAAUCAACUGAAAAGACCAGCACUCUUGCAUCGUCAUGCCAGACAAGCAGCACCGGAUAAUGAACAAAACGACAAGUGUCGCAUGUUCACUGAGGGUGAUCCCGAAAAAAAUGAACUUUACAGUCCCGAAUAUCCCAAUGAGUAUCCGAAAAAUAUCAAUUGUACUCGGGUAAUAACAGCACCAAAGGGACAAAUUAUACGUUUGGAUUUUCGCAAUUCAUUUAAUAUAGAGGAUAAAGAAGAGUGUAAAUUUGACUUUUUAGAGAUAAGAGAUGGUCAAUAUGGUUUUUCGAAUUUAAUCGGAAAAUAUUGUGGUUCUGAUUUCCCACCUGAAAUAACGUCAAAGGAACGGUAUCUUUGGUUACAUUUUCACUCAGACGAAAGUAUUGAAUAUGAUGGCUUCACAGCAGUCUAUGAGUUUAUCGAUCGAAAUCGUGAUGCACCCAGUACUGAUUUAAAUUGCACAAUUGAAAGGGAUGGCUUUGAGGGUUUCGUGAAUAAUACGGAUGUGCCAACAGAGAUAAAAGAUACGGUUAUACGUAAUAAAGUACCUUUGGAUUGCAUGUGGCGUAUACAGGUGCAGGAGAAAUGGAAGAUACAAGUAAAAUUUUUAGACUUUAAAUUAGCAAAACCAAAUGACUGUGAAACGAAUUUUUUGGAUAUUUUUCCAGAACAAACCGUAAUGCCUUUAAGAGUUAAAAACUUUUGUGGCUCUGCUGGUGAAGGCAUCACAUCAGAUUCAAAUAUAUUGCAUGUGCGGUUUUAUGCCGAACAAAGUGCCAUCAAUUCAACAUUUUCCAUUUUGUAUACCGCCUUUAGAGAACGGGGAAGUUCGAGUUGCGCCGAGGACGAGUAUGAUUGCGAAGAUGCUACAUGUAUUGCUGGAAACCUCAAGUGCAAUGGUCGUAAUAAUUGUAAAUUUCUCUGGGAUGAAGAGGACUGCACUGUUGGAAAGAACGGGCAAUCAGAACAUAUGAUUAUUAUUAUUACAGUAUUUGGUUUAAUAUUGGGUGGCAUGGUCAUAACAUUCCUGGUGAAUUGUGUGCGUAAAAUAAUGCAUGACCAGAAAAUAAUACGGGAACACAUACGUCAAUCUAAAGAAUCUAAAUUAGAUGAAAUGGGUCGUAACUCUAAAGCACGUUCUCGUGACAACAUAUCGAUUGUAUCACCCAGACAAAAACAUUCACAGUCAUCAUUGCAAAUACUCGAUGAUGUUUCAAAUCGUUAUUAUCGUGAAAUGGAACUGCAAACAAAGGGUAAUUUUAAGGAAAAGGAUCCAAGCAUUUUGCGACAUGACAUGAUUGUACAGACGAGUUUAUGCAGUACGGAUGAUUCGUCAACAACGAUAACGGAACAGCAGCAGCAACAAACACCGGCAGCUGGUGGUGUUGGCAGCAGCAGCAGUGCCUGUGAUAUGGGCUGUCAGACAAGGGAAUCUCUAUUUGCAACAGCUUCAUUAAUGCGUCAAAAAUCAAAAACACCCUCUAUGGCUGGCAGUCAGCGAACUAUAGAGGGUGUGCCACCCCCACCACGUUUUUCGACCUUUGGCUAUGAUGCUGCACAAAUAGCGCCACCGCCACCACCCACCGUAUCGACAUUGUCAAGGCGUAAUAUGCACCUGCCACAAGAGUCCCUGGAGAUGGAACAACUACCACAGCAAACAACGCACACAAUGAUGAUGAUGCCAACACACCAGCAGCAACAACAACAUCAGCAGCAUCAGCAUUUACAUCAUAGACCCUCACAGGAAAUCUGUCAUCAUCAUCACCAGCAUCAGCAACAUUUACAACAGCAACAACAAAAACAAACACUGCCACGUCAUCAUCCACAACAACAACAGCAGCAACAACAACCACAGCAUCAUCAACACAUGCAGCAGCACCAUCAUCACACUAGUUCGGCAACAAUACCACCCAACGUUACACAACUGCCAGCACCGGGCACUGCUGUUGUAACGGCCAUUUCAACUGGCUCCAGUGGCCGACAAAGGGAGCCAGGCACUAAUGCUGGAACUGGUGGUGGCAAAAACAAACAAACUAAAGUUGAUGAGUCAAAAGUGUUUAUUGACAUUAGAAACUCAGCACCCGAUGUUAUAAUCAUGACAUCCCAUUGACAAUUAAGGAAAUUGAAAACAAAAAUUCAACUGUAUAAAACUGCUUAUCAGCCAACUGUUAUGUUGUGUAUUAUUAUGUAUGUCAUCGUCAUCAUCAUCAUCAACCCAUCAUUGAUAUCAUAUCGUUGUCGUCACUCAUUGAUUCUAUCAUUUGCAUUAAAUGCAGCUAGUAAGUUUGCUUUUAGUUUUAAAGUGUCUAGACUUUGUUUUCCUCAUCUAAUUUUAUUACAAUCAUAGUUAAUAUUAAAUUUUCUAAAAAGGAAAUGUAUUUUGCCAUAAUUAAAUUGAAAUUUUAAAUUAAAUUAAAUUUACCGUUCUGUU